This is a messenger RNA of Bufo bufo (common toad), 1350 nucleotides long. Its product is annotated as bifunctional apoptosis regulator-like. Bases 1 to 1350 code for a protein of 449 amino acids. The record is from RefSeq and is a predicted model, not a curated record. Lineage: Eukaryota; Metazoa; Chordata; Amphibia; Anura; Bufonidae. The transcript is spliced from 7 exons. Gene Ontology annotation, biological process: proteasome-mediated ubiquitin-dependent protein catabolic process. Gene Ontology annotation, cellular component: nucleus. Gene Ontology annotation, molecular function: ubiquitin protein ligase activity; protein binding.
AUGGAGGACGACGUCAAGUUAGACAUUGACGACUGUGAGAGGAGCUCGGAAAUGAGAAUAGACCGAAACAUAUCUGCUAGUGAAUUUUCCUGCAGUUGUUGCCAUGAUAUAUUGGUGAACCCCACCACCCUGAAAUGUGGUCACAGCUUCUGCAGACAUUGUCUCGCCCAGUGGUGGUUGUCUUCUAAGAAGACCGAGUGUCCCCUAUGUUGUGACAAGUGCGAAGAGUUUCCCAAAGUGAACAUACUUCUUAGGAACAUCAUUGAAAAACUGUUUCCUGAUACCAUAAAAGAAAAAUAUGAGGACCUUAAGCAGAAAGUUGAUAUUACCAGAGCCUUGCAGGCCUUCAAUAAGUAUGGGAUCUUCCAGAGUCGGUUGUCUUCCUGGGGCAGAGGUGACUUCUCAGGGGUGCUGGCUGUAUUAAAAGGAGUAACAGUUGUGUUACUGGUGUGUUAUCGGAUCACUCAAGCAUGUGAACAUGACCUCUUGGCCCACAAACCAGUGUCUAAAUGGACCCCUGAAGAGGUAGUCCUUUGGCUUGAGCAGUUGGGUCCAUGGACGUCUGAUUACCAAGACAGAUUUUUAUCUGUCAGGGUAAAUGGAAGGCUACUGCUGGUACUGGCUGAGGAUGAGUUUUCAAAAGAGCCAUACAGUAUAGAGAACACCAGUCACCGGAAAGCCAUCAUCACGGAGCUGGAGAAAGUGAAGACGCUUGGGGUGAAGCCACCUCAGAAUUUGUGGGAAUAUAGGGCGGUAAACUCCGGAAAAUCCUAUAUCCUGUUGUAUACCCUGGAUUCAUUGCCACGGCUCAGCAUGUUAUACAUGUAUUUGUUUGAUUAUACAGAGACCUUUUUACCGUUCAUCCACUCCGCAUGUCCUCUGCAGGAGGGGGAUGAAGAAGACCAUAUAACCAAAUUCAUAGAUUUACAGGAUCCAACAUGGACACAGUGGCGUGAAUUUCUUGUCAAGUACUUGAUUCUUCCAUAUCAACUUCUUGUUGAGUUUGCAUGGGACUGGCUAGAAGUACAUUACUGGACUUCUCGAUUUAUAAUUGUACAGGCCAUGCUGCAUUCAGUGCUGGAGUUACUUACAUUUUGGAAACUGUGGUCAACCAGCCAACUAUGGUCCCUCCCUAUAAUUGUGUUGACCAUUUUCUGGAAUAUAGCAACCCGAAGACUUCUUCCUAUUUUCGUCUUCUGGAAUAUAAUCCCACAGUUUGUCUGGAAAUACAUGUUUUACUUUGAUUUGUAUAUCAGCCCAACCUUUAACUUUUUUGCAGGGAUGAGCAUGUUUCUAGUAUUGUAUAAUCAAGCAAUGAGAGACAGGACUGCAUUCAUCCCCAGGACUUGA